CUGAGCGGAAGUAGAGGGCCUCGGAGGCUGAGAAGGUGGAAAGCCGAGGUGUGAGGAUGUGAGCUGCGCCGCUGGGCUCGUGGGGGGUCGUGGGGAAAGGCGCCAGGCGGGGGAACUCACUCGAGAGGCGCUUUCCUGACCUGGGGCUCGGGCUGCCGCGUGCGCCUUGAACGGGGCGAGGCUGUGGCGGGGAGAUAAUUCAGCCUCAACUCCCUCCCUGAACUCAGCAUGGAGGAAAAGUCAGAGAGCUGUAAGGUUCCAGAAGAUCUGUUCAAUGAUUUGAAAGUUACAGAUUGUCAGGAAGCAGAGUCUGCCAGCCCUCCUGAUCCCAAAGGUCUGAGUUCCCAGAGCAAGCUGCUCAAGGAUGAUGAGGCCCUUGCCCAAGAGGACCAGGGAGAGGAAGAGUGUUUUCAUGACUGUAGUGCCACGUUUGAGGAGGAGCAGUCAGGGGCCCAUAAGAUUGAGAACAGUGCUGGCAAUGAUUCGAGUUCCUCUGAACUAGACGAGGAAUACCUAAUUGAACUGGAAAAAAACAUGCCAGAAGAAGAGAAGCAGAAAAGAAGAGAGGAGAGCACUAAACUAAAGGAGGAGGGAAAUGAGCAGUUUAAGAGAGGAGAUUACCUAGAGGCUGAGAAUUCUUACAGUCAAGCCCUUCAGAUAUGCCCAUCCUGUUUCCAGAAAGACAGGUCGGUUCUGUUUUCAAACAGAGCUGCUGCAAGGAUGAAACAGGACAAGAAGGAGAUGGCCAUCAGUGACUGCAGCAAAGCAAUUCAGUUAAACCCCAGCUACAUACGUGCAAUACUGAGGAGAGCAGAGUUGUAUGAGAAAACAGACAAACUAGAUGAAGCACUGGAAGAUUACAAAUCUAUAUUGGAAAAGGAUCCAUCAAUACAUCAAGCAAGAGAAGCUUGUAUGAGAUUACCUAAGCAAAUUGAAGAACGCAAUGAAAGACUAAAAGAAGAGAUGUUAGGUAAACUAAAAGAUCUUGGGAACUUGGUUCUACGACCUUUUGGGCUCUCCACAGAAAAUUUCCAGAUCAAGCAAGAUUCUUCUACUGGCUCCUACUCCAUCAAUUUUGUUCAGAAUCCAAAUAAUAAUAGAUAACAGAGAUAACAAUAGUUUUAACAGCUGGCUGAGGUUCUGUGCUGUUUGCAGAGGGCAAGACCCUGCCAAUGUCUGUUUAUUUAAAAGCAUAUUACCUAAGAGAAGGGCUGUAGUAGAGCCUGUGCCGCCUUCUCGCUCUUGUUUUAUGAUCAGGGUGGAAUGUGCCUCCUGAUGUAAUGAGCUCAUUUGAUUUCCAUUUUAAGGUGGUGUUUGUGCAGCUGUUGUCCUGGUUCUGGCUGUUUUUAUCUGGAGGGAAGCCUGCUAGACAAGGCUGAACUCUGGGACACGCAAAUGCACUAACCAGCAAAAGCCUCUCCCUAACCAUGUGCCCUGUCAGUUGGGUAACAGCCAUACAUAUUGGACUGGGUCCCCUCCUGCUGUUCUCCCUGCUCUCACCCUAAGGCUGCAGUGCAGGGGCUCUGGGGUUCCUCCGUGGCAAUAAAAGCUUUCCGUGACA
Messenger RNA from Nannospalax galili (Upper Galilee mountains blind mole rat), 1561 nucleotides. It is a transcript of the gene Ttc1, whose product is annotated as tetratricopeptide repeat domain 1. Lineage: Eukaryota; Metazoa; Chordata; Mammalia; Rodentia; Spalacidae. Gene Ontology annotation, molecular function: protein binding. Bases 229 to 1104 code for a protein of 291 amino acids. The record is from RefSeq and is a predicted model, not a curated record. The transcript has 8 exons.